Symbiodinium pilosum is the source of this 693-nucleotide messenger RNA. The record is from the annotation of a GenBank genome assembly. Lineage: Eukaryota; Dinophyceae; Suessiales; Symbiodiniaceae.
AUGCUCACACAGCUGCUGCAGCAGUUGAAGGUGCUGCAGGGUUUAGGCUGCACGCACACAGACAUCAAGCACAAGAACUGCUGCUUGGCGUCCACUGACCACUACAUGGCCAACUUGCCAGGAGGAGGAUCCACCAUGAUCCUAACGCAGCCGCUGGUCAAGUUUAUCGACUACGGCAAUGCUGUUUUCGAGGGCGACAAGAAGCCCCAUCCUAUCCACACGAAGCAGUUUCGAGCGCCAGAAGUGCUCCUCAACAUCAAAGAAGGCUGGGGUCCCCCCAGCGAUACCUGGACCCUGGGUGUGACAGCUGCGUUCCUGGUCUCUGGCCAACUGAUUUUCAACUCCCACGAACCCCAGGAGCUUAUCAAGCUGAUGGCCCAGGCGUUGGGCCCAUUUCCCGCAAGGCUGCUGCGCGACGCCCAGGACGGGCGCUUGAGAAGUUUGGCGGAGAAAUUUUCCCAGGAUAGCGGCUCAGAACCGCAGCUUGCGAAGUGGUUGGGCUUGGCCGAUAAAGGGCCAGCAGAGGCCGCAUGCGCAGAUCUCCUCCUGCGCAUGCUCGCGUUAGAUCCCAACGAUCGGAUCUCAGCCGAGGAUGCGCUGCGGCACUCAUUCAUUGCGGACGGUGGUGACGGAGAGAAGGCCCCCGUACCGCCAAGGAUAGCCCUCACGCGCCCGUCUCCAGGCGGUAGAUGA